GUAGUUCCCUUCAAGCACUCGUGAAUGAGACGUGCUGCCGACCUUUCUAUGAGGUAGUUAAGUGACCCAACCCUCCCGUCCCUUCCCCUUCCGGCCGACUCUUGUAUAGUGCAGUGCAAUAAGUGAUAGAAGGAUCGAGUGCAGUGUAUAGCCAUGUACGAGGAGGAGCUCUUAUACCUACGCAGCCGUGGCAUGGCCCCGGUGGGCCAGCUGGGCCUCCACCCGUACCUCGGAGCUGGCUUGCCGGCCAAUCUUACCGACCACCUCGACAAGUACCGGCUUGGCUUCCACGGCGGAGUGCCCACCCAGGCUCCCUUCGGUCAUGGGUUCCCCGGGGACUACCUGAAGCCCCCGCCGCAGUGUGGAGGCUUCCCCACCCCGGGGCUGCCAGGGGGGAAGCCUGACCCUCGCAUCAAGGCUCGCCUCGAGAAUGAGAAUCUCUGGAACCAGUUCAAUAAGUUCGGCACAGAGAUGAUUAUCACUAAAUUAGGCCGGCGCAUGUUCCCGACGGUAAAGAUGUCGGCCAGCGGUCUGGAACCCAACACCAAAUACUACGUGCUGAUGGACAUCGUGCCGGCGGACGACUCUCGUUACAAGUUCCAAGGCAAGGAGUGGGUGGUGGCUGGCAAGGCUGAACCUCACAUGCCCGGUCGACUCUACAUACAUCCGGACUCCCCGGCCUCUGGAGCCCAGUGGAUGCGACAUCCCAUCAGUUUCCAGAAGCUCAAACUCACCAACAACAACUUGGACCAACAGGGACACAUCAUCCUCAACUCCAUGCAUAAGUAUCAACCCAGGAUUCACAUUGUAGCGGCGCCAGACCUGGUUUCGCUCCAUUGGGCACCCUUCAACACCUUUAACUUCCCCCAGACGUGCUUCAUGGCCGUCACGGCCUACCAGAACGAGCGCAUCACUCAACUCAAGAUCGACAAUAAUCCCUUCGCGAAAGGUUUCCGGGAAAAUGGGCAGCUGCGCUCCAAAAAGAGAGCGGGAGGAACGUCUCCACAGACGGGCGAAAUGACUGCUGCACCGCCAGAAAAAUCUAGCGAAGCUGACGACGCAACCCUGGACAAACGAGCUCGUCUGAACAGUGUGGACAGCGGUGACCUGGAUGUGUCGGACAUUGAAGACCGGCCAGCGUCGUCUAUGUCGGUAGAAAAAGACCCGAGUGACGAGAAGGUGGACGUGGAGAGUCCUCCUACCCCACCCCCUCCCUUCCUGCCGCCUCCACUCAUUAUCAAGUCCGAAGUGGAGGAGACACCCACGUCCCUAGUGUCACCGCUCAUGUCCGCCGCCUCCAUGAUGGCAGCGGCGGUGGCAGAAACCAGGAAGUCACACACGCCGCCCACCAUCCUUGCAGAUCCUCGAGCUCACGAGGUCAACAUGCUCUCCCCUGCAGCCAUACGACCAUGCUUGCCCUCACCUACGUAUUCAACGGGGCUGCAUGGCAGCAUUCCUGCAGGCUUACCCGGCGGUUCCUUACCCUACCCGUACCUCUAUUACAGUCACAUGAUGUCUCCUUACUUGCUGAGCCGAGCGCCGCAGCUACACCCUGCUCCCCUCGACAAGGCUGCCGCUGCUGCCAGAGAUAUGUACGGCUAUCCCACUUACCUGCGCUCUCCCCCCGGUCACCACUCUUCCCUGUCAGCGACGCCAUCAAGACCAGCGCCCAUCCACCCCUACAGCUACGCCAUACCCCACCAGGUGCCCGCUAACCUUUGAGGGAGCACCUGCAGCGCCGGCCGGUGGGUCGCCCUCAGUCAGUCAUCACAUCAGCGGUCCCUGGUUAGCAAGUUUUCCUCAGUCAUCCUCAUGUGUACAUUCUCAUCGUCAUUCCGUGUUGAUGGUAUGUUUGUAACGCAGCACAUCGUGAUAUUGUGUCAUUGUUGUGGUGAUAUCAUGGAGGCCUAGUGUGGUGCUAGGCCUAACAUGGGCACACUUCCUGCAGCACUCAGGUGCCAAAGACUCCUGUACAAUUCCUCGAAUUUUUUAUACUUCGAUGGUGCUUGUGUAAAUAUAUGUUGUAUAUAUGUAUGUACAGUUUAUGUAGCAGACGGGUAACUCAGACGUGGGACCAACACCCAUGUUGUUGUUUUGGUAAUAAAUCGAUCUUUCUGA
Cherax quadricarinatus is the source of this 2118-nucleotide messenger RNA. RefSeq names its product T-box protein 2. Gene Ontology annotation, cellular component: nucleus. The record is from RefSeq and is a predicted model, not a curated record. Gene Ontology annotation, molecular function: RNA polymerase II cis-regulatory region sequence-specific DNA binding; DNA-binding transcription factor activity. Gene Ontology annotation, biological process: positive regulation of DNA-templated transcription. NCBI's taxonomy places the organism in Eukaryota, Metazoa, Arthropoda, Malacostraca, Decapoda, Parastacidae.